Hibiscus syriacus is the source of this 1268-nucleotide messenger RNA. RefSeq names its product 1-aminocyclopropane-1-carboxylate oxidase homolog 4-like. The transcript has 5 exons. The record is from RefSeq and is a predicted model, not a curated record. Bases 68 to 1153 code for a protein of 361 amino acids. NCBI's taxonomy places the organism in Eukaryota, Viridiplantae, Streptophyta, Magnoliopsida, Malvales, Malvaceae.
CUGUCCGUAAGAACCAGUCUCCAAUUUCCCUUUCACCACUGCAGAUCUUGAACGCUUUUACGGAAAAAUGGCAACAGCCGUAACCGGCGGCGAGAACCACUACGACAGAGCCGAAGAAGUGAAAAGAUUCGAUGCAUCAAAAAUCGGAGUAAAAGGGCUGGUGGAUUCGGGUCUGACCACCAUCCCUUCCAUCUUCAUUCACCCACCCCAAACUUUAUCCGACCUCAAACCCAAACCCAAAUCCAAGCCCCCCGUCGUCAUCCCUACCAUCGACCUCUCGGCGCCCCGUUCGACGGUCGUGGAGCAGAUAGCCGCCGCCUCCCGAACCUUUGGUUUCUUCCAGAUCGUAAACCAUGGAGUUCCCGUGCAAGUUCUGGACCGUAUGAUCGGUUCCAUCAGAGCCUUCCACGAGCAGCCGACCGACGUUAAGGCCAAGUUCUAUACCCGUGAUGUAACCACCGGUGUUAACUUUUUUUCCAACGUUGACUUGUUUCUCUCUAAAGCCGCUAGCUGGAGGGACACACUCCAGAUAAAGCUAUCACCAACGCUGCCGGAGCUGGAGAACAUUCCCGAGGUUUGUAGAGACGUGGUGGUCCAAUGGAGCAAGCAUUCCGAAACAUUAGGCGAGCUGCUGAUGGGGCUAUUGUCGGAAGGUCUCGGAUUGGAUACGGAUAGGCUCAAGAACACUACGUGUUUAGAUGCAAGAAUGAUGGUGGGGCACUGCUAUCCUCACUGCCCUCAGCCUGAUCUCACGGUCGGCAUCGCAUCGCAUACCGAUCCGGGAGUGUUGACGUUGUUGCUGCAGGAUCACAUCGGUGGAUUGCAGAUCAAACAUGAAGGAGACUGGGUGGAUGUCAAACCGGUUCACGGUGCCCUUGUUAUAAACAUUGCAGAUAUUCUUCAGAUUCUGUCAAAUGAUGAGUACAUUAGUGUGGAGCACAGAGUUCUGGCUAAUCCUUCCGAUGAACCCCGGGUGUCGAUCGCCGUUUUCUACAAUCCUAGUGCCAGGGAAGCCCUGUAUGGUCCGUUUUCCGAGCUUACUUUGCAGGAGAAACCGCCUCGAUACCGUCAGUUUAUAUAUCAUGACUACAUGAAAAGGUUCUUCACCAAGGAACUGGAUGGGAAAACGUUGACAAAUUACUAUAGGGUGUAAGAAAGAAUGUUAUGUAAGAAAGUUGGAUAAUCUUGGCUUUCAAAUGCGUUAAUACUCAUGUACUAUAGUCCGAAAUUAUCAUACUAUCGUAAUUUAUUAGUUACUCAUAACUCCA